Molecule: messenger RNA, 763 nt
Organism: Theobroma umbraticum
Lineage: Eukaryota; Viridiplantae; Streptophyta; Magnoliopsida; Malvales; Malvaceae
Product: Ubiquitin-like superfamily protein
Molecular function (GO): protein binding
Source: RefSeq, a predicted model, not a curated record
AACAGCACCCCAGACAAAAAACUGAAAAAAAAAGAAAAGAAAAGCAGUACGAUAGUAAUCGAAUUCUAUUUCGAAAUUCUAAAAGCAAAACUAAGAAAAUUAAAUAAAUAAAGAGGGCACCAAAUAUCUUCAACACAGGAGGUCGCGAUUCUUUCAGCUUACUGUAAAAGAAUCGGCAGCGGGGUCUUGACUUCAAAAUAAAAGAAAUGGCUAUGUACAUUCGUGUCAAGCGUAGCAAGACGACAUACUUUAUCCAGUGUGAUCCUACUGAGACUGCUUUAGACAUAAAGCAAAAGUUGUGUACCCUCAUUGAUCAACCUGUUAAUGAUCAGCGUUUGAUCCUAGUGAAUACAGGGGAAAUAUUAGAGGACUCGAAAACUUUAGCAGAUCAGAAGGUUGAAAAUGAUGCUGUUGUGGCACUGACCUUGAGAAAAGAUGACAAUGAGUUUGAGGAUGUCAACAUAGUACAACCAAACGAUUUCUACCAAUCUCGUGAUGCAGAUAGCGGAAAUUGGUGAAACCACGAUGUGAUGUGGUAAAGGAGGUUCAGCAGUGCAGAUGUACCAACGUCAUGAUAUUUUCGUUGUUGGUGGUCUUUGUACCAUGAAACAUGAUUUUUACAGACAGUAAUUUCAUGUAUUAAGCUCCAGGAAAACGAAAAUCAUGUAUUAAGCGGAAACUCUUUUCCUUGCUAAGGGGUGGCAUGUAACUCUUAAAACUAACUAUGAAGAAAGAUAUGUUUCUGGUUCAUCCCGUUAUAUUA